AAGAGGACGUCAUCUUUGGCCAAUCUCAGCGCUCUAAAGUGACAUAAUGGAAUUUUUAGGGAUAGAAAACUUGCAAAUGCGUACUGACGCCCAUAGAUAACACCUCUCGAGGGGAGAGACGACAAUAUCAUAAAGCGAUUCAAAAUAAGCGAAGAAUCAAGAAUACGCAAGAAGAUCAUCUAAAUGACUCGUUUGGACAGCAAACCCAGCUCAGCCCUCUGUCGGGUGUAGGAUGGGAACACGCCGUACCCAGGCGAGGAUUUCAGAGGAAUAUCGCGCAGUAUGAUGAAGAAAGACAUGAGUUUGAACCUAAACGACCAGAACAGCUCCAACCUGAAGCCAGAUUUGAGGGAUGCCGAGGGGAUUCUCAGUUCACCCGAUUUAGGGCUCCUCAAGCUGGCUUCUCCGGAGCUGGAGAGGCUGAUCAUUCAAGCCAACGGGAUGGUGACCACCACGCCGACCUCCCAGUUCGUCUACCCGAAGUCGGUGAGCGACGAGCAGGAGUUCGCGGAGGGCUUCGUCAAAGCCCUGGAGGACCUUCACAAGCAGAACCAGCUGAGCGGCGGCGCGUGCGUCCCUCCGACGCUCAACAGACUCGCCAGCAGCACCGCGCUCGCCUUGCCCACGGAUCUGCCCGUGUAUACGAACUUGAGCGCGUACGGGAGUACCACGGUGAACUAUUCCACGGACACCAUUCCGUUCCCUCCGCCGUCGCCGCCGGCGCUAAGAGACGAGCCGCAGACCGUGCCGGACAUGCAGAGCUUCGGCGACAGUCCUCCGCUCUCCCCCAUCGACAUGGACACGCAGGAGCGCAUCAAGGCCGAGAGGAAGAAGCUGCGCAACCGCAUCGCCGCCACCAAAUGCCGCAAGAGGAAACUGGAGCGGAUAUCCCGUCUGGAAGACAAAGUGAAAAACCUGAAGAGCCAGAACACGGAGCUCGCGUCCACGGCGAGCGUGCUGAGAGAGCAAGUGGCGCAGCUAAAGCAGAGAGUGAUGAACCACGUCAGUAACGGGUGCCAGUUGCUGCCUAACCAAGUUCAAGCUUAUUAGAGGACAUUCUGUCGGUCUUUAUCUAUCAGUGUUUGGGUGGUUGACAAACAACAUGCUCUGGUUUGGUUAAACGUCACAUUUCCACAGCAGUGCACGAGAUGUUGUGUAGGCUAUAGCGCGGCCUAAAAUAUUAAGGAAGCACAAUAUUUUAUUAAACUAGUCUACUUCCGCGAGAAGAUAUAGUCCCUGACUUGACGGAACGUCGCUAUGCUAACGCGCGCAGUGAUACGCCGAACGCUGUUUCGCAUCAUAGCGAAAGACUGGAACUAUAUUUCUUAUUUGUGGUUAAAUAUUAUAUGUUUGAUUGGAUAAGCAGCGUUCCUAACAUUUUCCUAAAACGUCCAAAUAUUAGUCCGCCUGUACGUGUGACAGCUGUCAGUCUGUGCGUUCGAUUCUGUUUUGGUUUCGUUUAGAACUAUUUUCGUUGCUUUUAUUAUAAUAAUGGAUUUUUUUAAUUAUUAAAUAAUGAUAUUAAGUACCAUCAACAUUGCUAUGCAGCACAACUAGCAAUCGGUGAUGAGGUGAAAGCUUUUUCGCGUUCAUUCAGGACCGGAACUAUGUCUGUUUUAUGUCAUCUAUUAUUAUUUUUUUAUAAUGUGACAAAAAGCGUUCGUAAAGUUUCCUAAAACAUCACUGGAAAGCUCUCUCUUUGUAUCAGUCCGCUGUGUGUUGCUUGGCAACACGAUCGUGCUUCGGUUUCUUUAGGAACUAUUUUCGUUGGCAGUGCUUUUAUUUUAAUAUUUUAGUUAAAUUAUUAUAUUACUUGCAAUCAUUCCGAUAGAAAAUACAGUCCUUGACUUGACUAAAUGUUGCUAUGCAACAAAAAUAAAGUUUCUGAUAUGCUAAAAGGCGUUUUGCGUUAUAGUUGUUUCUUGUAUUUUAGCACUACUGGAACGCUGCAUUGACCAAUCAUCAUGCAUUAUAUAUAUAUAUAUAUAUAUAUUUUUUUUUAAAUAAUUUUGACUGACUAUAUAAUGUCAGUUACUCAAUAUGAAUGGCUGUAUAAAAGCAAUAUCACAUUGCAUAUCAUAUUGCUUAAAUACACGUACGAGUGCAUCGAAACCCCCAGUGAUAGUUAUGAAGUGUAUUAAAACUGUAAUGAUUCAUAUCCAUGAUGCCAGUCAGCUGUCUGUGUGCUGAAACAUUAUUCUGAGCUCGACAUGUCAAGUCAACGACCCAUUCACUGAUGCAGAAAGGUCACAGACUGAAUGGAUCUCACCCUUCCAGUGGCCGUUCGUUCUGGUUGGACUGUUGAAAUGGACACUACAGGUGCUGAUGUAUUAUAGGUUUACAAUAUUUUGUAGCAAAUGGACUCUGUGCUACAUGGUUUGAUCUCAUGAGAGAAGCAGCUGUAUUUUUGCAUGCUCUGGACAAGCUCCAAACGAGUGCAUCCAAACACCACAAAGAUGUCAUCCAUGUAUGCUUCAUGUCUAAGGCCUUAUUAAUCACAGACCGUAUCGAUUUUAUACACAACUACUCACACAAUGUCUUAUUUUAUGCUCUUUUGGAUUUAUGUGUCAUGAUGUAAAUGUAAACAUUUCACCUGUCACAUGUCCUGUACUGCCUUGUGUGUACAUUAAUGUCAUUAAACCUGUUCAGUUCACUUGUAAAAUUA
Sinocyclocheilus anshuiensis is the source of this 2665-nucleotide messenger RNA. Its product is annotated as transcription factor jun-D. Lineage: Eukaryota; Metazoa; Chordata; Actinopteri; Cypriniformes; Cyprinidae. Gene Ontology annotation, molecular function: transcription factor binding; RNA polymerase II cis-regulatory region sequence-specific DNA binding; DNA-binding transcription factor activity, RNA polymerase II-specific. The coding region runs from base 283 to 1050 and encodes 255 amino acids. Gene Ontology annotation, cellular component: transcription regulator complex. Gene Ontology annotation, biological process: regulation of cell population proliferation; regulation of cell cycle; regulation of transcription by RNA polymerase II. The record is from RefSeq and is a predicted model, not a curated record. The transcript has a single exon.